This is a messenger RNA of Fukomys damarensis (Damara mole-rat), 3188 nucleotides long. RefSeq names its product ADAM metallopeptidase domain 8 (gene Adam8). The transcript is spliced from 24 exons. The coding region runs from base 56 to 2557 and encodes 833 amino acids. The record is from RefSeq and is a predicted model, not a curated record. Gene Ontology annotation, molecular function: cell adhesion molecule binding; metalloendopeptidase activity. Gene Ontology annotation, biological process: inflammatory response; regulation of cell-cell adhesion; proteolysis. NCBI's taxonomy places the organism in Eukaryota, Metazoa, Chordata, Mammalia, Rodentia, Bathyergidae.
GAGCCCUUCGCUGGGACCGGACCGAGCUGAGCCUUCUCUGACCGGAGACCAGACCAUGCAUGUCAUUAGGUUUUGGCUACUGGGUGCGUUUUGGCCACAGGUGAUUGCCCUCAGCAACCCCCUACCCCAUGUGGAGCAGUAUGAGGUGGUGUGGCCCCAGCACCUGCCUAGACACCGUGCCCGUCGAGCUGUACCCUCCCAAAGGGGCCUAUACCCGGAGAAAGUGAGCUACAUCCUUGGGACUGGAAAUCACACUUUUACUCUACACCUUCGGAAGAACAGGGACCUGCUGGGCUCUGGCUACACAGAGACCUACUCAGCUGACAAUGGCUCUGAGGUGACAGAGCAGCUGCACGGGCAGGACCACUGCCUCUACCAGGGCCAUGUGGAGGGGCACCAGGGCUCUGCCGCGAGCCUUAGCACCUGCAGUGGUCUCAGGGGCUUCUUCCGAGUGGGCUCUGCCAUCCAUCUGAUUGAGCCUCUGGAUGGGAGUGGUGAGGAGGGGCGACACGCUAUGUACCAGGCUGAACACCUGCAGCAGAAGGUGGGGACCUGUGGCGUCAGUGACACCGAUGAGGACAACGUCCUGGAACCUCGAGCAUUGGCAGCUUUCUGGCCUCACCACCGGAAAUCACCACUACCCCAAAAGACCCACUUUGUGGAGCUGUAUGUGGUCACUGACAGCAAAGAGCUCCAGCUCUUUGGGAGCAGAGAGGCCGUGCGCAGGCGGGUGCUGGAAGUGGUGAACCACGUGGACAAGCUUUAUCAGAAACUCAAUUUCCGUGUGGUUCUGGUGGGCCUAGAGAUCUGGAGCACAGAUAAGAUCUACAUAAGCCACCAUGCCAAUGUCACACUGGACAACUUCCUUUCAUGGAGGGCACGGGCCCUAACGGGACGGCUCACCCACGACAAUGUACAGCUUAUCACGGGCAUCGACUUCAGUGGGCCCACUGUCGGACUGGCUAAGGUGUCUGCCCUGUGCUCCUGGCAUUCCGGGGCUGUGAACCAGGACCAUUCUCAGAACCCCAUCGGUGUGGCAUCCACCAUGGCCCAUGAGCUAGGACACAACCUGGGCAUGAGCCACGACGAAGCCAUCCAAGGAUGCUACUGCUCCAUGCCACAGGAAAGUGGUGGCUGCAUCAUGGCGGCCAGCCUUGGCUCCAAGUUCCCCAGGAUAUUCAGCAGGUGCAGCCAGGCUGACCUGGAGACGUUUUUGGAGAAGCCUGAGGUGGACUGCUUGGCCAAUGCCCCUGACCUAGACCGGCUGGUGGGAGGCCCCGUGUGCGGGAACCUGUUUGUGGAGCGUGGGGAACAGUGUGACUGUGGUACGCCCCAGGACUGUCGGAACCCCUGCUGCAAUGCCACUACCUGCCAGCUGGCUGAAGGGGCUAAGUGCGCACAUGGCGAGUGCUGCCAUGAGUGCAAGGUGAAGCCAGCUGGUGAGCUCUGCCGGCAAGCAAAGGAUGGAUGUGACAUGGAGGAGUUCUGUGAUGGCCAGCAGCCGAUGUGCCCUGAGGACGCCUUCCAGGAGAACGGGACACCCUGCCCAGGGGGCUACUGCUUUGAUGGGAACUGCCCCACCAUGGCCCAUCGGUGCAGGGAUUUGUGGGGACUGGGUGCACAGCCUGCCACAGACACCUGCUUCAAAGCCAGCCUCUCACCAGGUUGCAGUGGCACUGUCUCCUUUGACAAGCACAGCCCCAAUAGAUGUGGUGUCCUGUACUGCACAGGGGGACAGAAGCCCAGGGAACGUUCCUCCUGCACCUUUAACUCCCACCGGGGCCUUUGCCAAGCUCUCCAAGUGGACAGCAACAUUGCUGCCUACGAGCUGGUGCUUGAGGGCACCAAAUGCGAUGAAGGGAAGGUUUGUUGGAAGGGGCAGUGCCAGGACCUCCAGAUCUACAGAUCCAAGAACUGUUCUGCCAAGUGCCACAACCGUGGUGUAUGCAACCACAAGAGUGAGUGUCACUGCCACACAGGCUGGGCCCCUCCUCACUGUGCAGAGCUGCUGGUAGAUGUGUACAAAGAAUCUGGGAGCCUUCCGAAUGGCGUGUUGGUGGUCUUGGUACUCCUGGCAGUUGGGGUGGUCAUUGUGGCAGGUGUCAUUAUCCACUGCAAGAUGUGGCGCCAUGUUCAAAAAAGGAGCUCAACAACCAAGACCACCAUGGGGCUCUCCAACCCACUGUUCCAUGAGGGCGGUACCAGUUUGCCAGCCAAGGGCAAGACUCCAGGUCCCCCGGAGCUGAUUUCUACCAUUCAACCUAGCCAGUUCCCUAAGCCAACAGUGACCCCAAAGAGGCCACCCCCAGCUCCUCCAGCCACCAUGUCUAGUCCACCCCUCCCACUUCCUGUCUACACCCAGCAGGCAUCAGACCAGCUGAGACCUGCUCCUCCCACCAAGCCUCUCCCAAAGCUGAAGCCCAAGCAGGUUGUCAAGCCAAGCUGUGCACUGCCAGUGCCACCAGUCAAGCCUUGGGCUGAAGGGAUCACACCAGGAAGGACUCAGGGACUUGAUGGUACAAAGGUUGCCCUGAAGCCCCCGGUCCUGAGGAGGUGAUUGGGCAGAGUGCCGCAGGACGCCAUCUGUGAGCCCAGGGAAGUAUGGAGGAGCCCCAGCAGGACAGUGCUCCUGUGGCCACGCUCCUCAGCCUCCCAGGGUCAACAACAGAACCUCUCAGCUCAGGACUCAGGGCUGGACCCUCAGUUGCUCUUCUGACCACAGGGCUGCAUCAGACAGACGCUCUUGCUGUUGGGCUGGGCCAGGCCCACUGCUCAAGACCAGACCCUUCUCACCUGCAUUGGCUGCGCUCAGCCUGCUAUGUCUGCAGUGGCGAGGUUGAGAUGGGAGGACACCAGGAGUGUGUGUGGAGACUGCUGUCCAGACAGCUACUGCCCCCGUGUGCUCAGGAGAUCCAGAGCGCUUUUCCCAGCCACCGCUGCACCUGUUCUCUGGCUUGGCCAUCACCCCAUGACCCCUCCAAGAUCAGGACAGCUCAAGUGGUUUCCUGUAAAGAGGGUGCCGAUAAGUGGAUUGUACCUGCAUUGGCUCCGACCAAGCCCAUGAUUUAAGAAGGAAUGUCUACUUUUCGGGAAUCACUGUCUUUUCGGGGGGCCGAGCAAAUGGCUAUUUGGUCUGGAAACCUCAGGGAUGAAAUCCAUUAAUAAAGCUUAUAUUUUAUCAAUAAACU